ACACAGCAGUUUCAUUUUCCUUUUCUCCACUAAGCUGAUUAGUCCGGGCUCCCUGGGCCGCUCUUUCCGGGUGUGAACAGCUGACACCUGCCCCACGAAGCUGGUCUCUUGUCAUAGCUGCCAGAAGCCCCAGGCUCGGCCACACAGAAAUACCCAGCCUCGACCCGGCCCGCCCUCUGCACGGCACAGCGCAGGAGCCGGCCACCGCACCCCCGAGGCUCCAGGUGUCUCCAGCAGCUGCUGGCAGCAUGGCCGAGGCGUCUUCGGACCCUGAUGAGACAGACCUUGAGCAGAAGAUCCUCCAGGUGCUGAGGGGUGCUGGGUCCCCAGUGAGGACUGCGCAGCUGGUGAAGGAAUGCCAAGUGCCCAAGAAGAAACUCAACCAGACUCUCUACCGGAUGAUGAAAGAGUCCCAAGUGGCCCUCGCUGGCUCCGCCACAUGGCAGUUGGGCGGGCCUGGGACUGGACAGCUGGUCUCCACAGAGCUGGCUCUGGUCCGCAACGCGGAGAGGCCCCGGCAGCUCACGGUUGCGGUUCCCCUGAAACCCGGCUGCCAGCUGAGUAGACAGCAGGAAGAGAUCUACAGGUUCCUGAAAGACAGGGGGCCCUCGAGGGCCCUGGUCAUCGCCAAGUCCCUGGGGCUGAAGACGGCAAAAGAAGUCAACCCAGACUUGUACGCCAUGAGAAACAAUCACCUUCUGAACUAUGACCAGAACUCAAAUGCAUGGGCGGUUUAUCAGCCAGAAGAUUCUAGGGAAAGAAGUCAGGCCACCAAUAUCAUUUAUCAGCAAAAUCCAAUCAACAUGAUCUGUCAGGACGGACCGAACAGCCACAUUUCCAUCGGGAACGCCACAGCCGUCCAGAUUGGGCAUGGGAACAGCAUAAUGCGACCAGAGACCCAUGGGGACGACAGUGAGUGGCCAGAAGGCUCCACGGCUUCCCCCUGGCUCCCUGCACCGGCACCAGCUGAUCCCUCAACUCAGGACCCCUUGGCUGCAUCCUGGGGGUCCCAGGACAUCCACUUAGAGAAGUCUGUCCUCAGACGGGUGCAGCUGGGACACGACAACGAGAUGAGCCUUCCCUACGUGCCGGCCACAGGCCCCAACCGCAGCCGCUCCGUCAGCGGCCUCUCCGUCAGCCCCCCAGUCUCCGCCACCACCGCUGACCCGGAAGCUUCAUUCGAAAUUCGCAUGCCCCCACCAGGACCUCCAACCACUGAGGGGGCCGGGGGUGUGACCCAGAGAGUCCUCGUAAAGUCCUGCUUCCUGGAGGAUGCCACCAUCGGCAACAGCAACAGGAUGCGCAUCGGCCCCCUGGGGAAGGCUGGCCCAGGAGGAGGGGCCGGGCCGGGGGACGCCAGCGGGGGCUCCGGGGAGCCGGCCGGGGAGCCGGCCGGGGAUGAAGCUCCUCGGUCCGAAGCCGCAGAGCCCGGAGGCCAGGCCCCUCGCGAGGGUCCUCAGGCCGGCCCCGACGUGGACACCGUCACUGCCCACCUGGAAGCCAUGACCGUUGGAAGCAGGGACCCAGAAGCCACAGGAGACAGCCCCUCGGUGGACUGACCCAGCACGGGGCCCUGGGGGAGGUGGGGCUGGGACAAAAGGCCCGAGGAUGGACACACUCCGACAGAGGUGGGCGGGACCCAGCGGGGCCCGAGAGCCCUUGCACUGUACUGUGCGCCGUGCCCCAUAAACAUGUUGCUGUUGA
Phyllostomus hastatus (greater spear-nosed bat) is the source of this 1704-nucleotide messenger RNA. It is a transcript of the gene ZBP1, whose product is annotated as Z-DNA binding protein 1. The transcript is spliced from 8 exons. Gene Ontology annotation, cellular component: nucleus. The record is from RefSeq and is a predicted model, not a curated record. Lineage: Eukaryota; Metazoa; Chordata; Mammalia; Chiroptera; Phyllostomidae. The coding region runs from base 249 to 1559 and encodes 436 amino acids. Gene Ontology annotation, molecular function: RNA binding; double-stranded RNA adenosine deaminase activity; DNA binding. Gene Ontology annotation, biological process: positive regulation of type I interferon-mediated signaling pathway.